Molecule: messenger RNA, 1444 nt
Organism: Planococcus citri (citrus mealybug)
Lineage: Eukaryota; Metazoa; Arthropoda; Insecta; Hemiptera; Pseudococcidae
Product: beta-1,3-galactosyltransferase brn-like
Exons: 1
Coding region: 1-1143 (380 amino acids)
Cellular component (GO): Golgi membrane
Molecular function (GO): hexosyltransferase activity; UDP-glycosyltransferase activity
Source: RefSeq, a predicted model, not a curated record
AUGGUUCACUCGAAAGAAGAUCUGUCGUUCUCGACCAACUGCUGCAACUUCCUGUCGAUAUUGAAACGUAAAGUAUGUAAAUUUCAAAACCAUAAAGCUAUAUUGCUUAUAACCAUCAUAAUGUUAUACCUUUUCGGAGCAUUUACCCAUGUUUUCGAGCUAAAUUACGAUACCGAUUUCAAUUACCCUUUGAAACAAAACAUAGUCGAAUGUGUUCAAGCAUUAGCAGCUGAAAAACCACUCCCACAUUGUAAUAUUAUCAACUCGUACAAUUACUCUUUCAUAAUCAACAAUGAGAAGAAAUGUAUUCGGUCAGAUAACUCCUCGAUUAGACUAGUCUUGAUAAUAAAAUCAGCUAUUGAUAAUUUCGGCCGCAGAUUAGCCAUACGAAACACCUGGGGAUACGAAGAACGUUUCUACGAUGUUGGAGUAAAACGUAUCUUUAUGUUGGGUGCGACUCGAAAUAGAACAAUUUUACAAGCGAUAAGCAACGAACAAGAAGAAUUUGGAGAUAUAGUUCAAGCCGAUUUCUUCGAUACUUAUUAUAACAAUACGAUCAAAACAAUGAUGGCAUUUAAAUGGGCUGUUAAAUAUUGCGACGCGAAAUUCUACCUAUUUAGUGACGACGAUAUGUACAUUUCGGUGAAAAAUAUCCUCAGAUUUAUUCGUAACCCGACCGAAUACCCCCAAUACUUGCAACGAUCCAAUGAUAAAGAAGUUGACAAACAUUUGAAUAAGGUUACAGAGUAUGAUUUGCCCGAAGGGGUGAAAUUAAUAUCCGGGUUUGUUUCGUUUUCUUCUCCUCAUCGGCACCAGUGCAGUAAAUGGUAUGUUUCUUUGGAUGAAUACCCGUAUCAUAAAUGGCCCCCUUAUGUAUCAGCUGGUUCAUAUAUUGUUUCGAGAGAGGCGUUGAAGGAAAUGCAUUAUGCUAGUUAUUAUACUCAACAUUUUCGAUUUGAUGAUAUUUAUAUCGGUUUGUUGGCUAAAAAAUUGGGUAUCGAGAUGUUCCACUGUCCUGAAUUUUAUAUAUUUAAGAAAAUUUACGAUAAGAGUAGUUUUAAAUAUGUGUUAAGUUCGCACGGUUACCAUUCUAGUGAAUUGAUUAAAAUAUGGAAUGAACAGAAAAUGAUGGGUAAUGCUUGAUGUUUGUAGUGUUUUGAGAUAGGUAUUCUUUUUUAGCUGUGAUCAUUUUUAAAUACGUGUAUUUUUUCAACUCAAUGCUAUAAUGUGAUUAUCCUUUAAAUUUUACAUAAAAUGCUCUUUUUAUAGAUCUGAUUAUAUCAAAUUUCUAGUUCUCAUUAGGUAUUUAUAUUUUAAGGUUGUUUUUUUUUUUUUUUUUUUUUUAAUGAAUGUUGAGAAUUUUCUUUGAUUGAUGUAUUGUGAUUUGCGUGUUUUUUGUGAAUGCUUGUGGUUAUUUAUUUUGAUAAAUUAAAUAUUCAUUUUU